Fonsecaea nubica is the source of this 447-nucleotide messenger RNA. RefSeq lists its product as hypothetical. The coding region runs from base 1 to 447 and encodes 148 amino acids. Lineage: Eukaryota; Fungi; Ascomycota; Eurotiomycetes; Chaetothyriales; Herpotrichiellaceae. The record is from RefSeq and is a predicted model, not a curated record. The transcript has 2 exons.
AUGACGUACACAGGCCAAGUCCCACCCUCGCUGGCGGACAAGAUCGAUCCCCGCAUCGUGCCUUUCUUCGAACGCUUCUACCACGUCUCCGACACGCCGAGCGCGCACGACGACUAUGCGGAUUCGUUCCUCCCGGACGCCGACUUCGUCAUGGGCUCCAAGGGAGUCAAGGGCCGUGACCAGGUGCUAGAGCUCCGCAAGAGCCUCUGGACGGGGCCGGUUGUGACCAGGAAGCACAAGCUCGACAAGAUCUUCCCGUUUGGCGAGGGGAGCCUCGAGUGCAUGCUGUACGGCACGGUGGACUACGGGUUGAGGAACGGCAAACAGUUGACCAUUGAGUGGUCCGCCAGGGCGGUGCUGGCGGAGCACGACGGGAAAGACUUGAGGUUCAAGUUGUAUCAGGUCUAUUUGGAUCCCGCGCCUGUUGCAGCUGCUGCGAAGGAUUAG